CCCGCAGCUCCGCCAGCGGAGGCUGCACCGCACCACACGCCCUGCCCGCCUCUGCCCGCUUCUGCCCGCACCGGACACAGGUACCAACACCUCCCAGACACGAUGGGCUGCCAGGAGACCGAGUACCUGGACGAGCACGGGAAGUGUGUGCCUUGCAGGAGCUGCAUGCCUGGGCAGGAGCUCUCCAAGGACUGUGGCGAUGGUGUGGGGGGGGAUGCGCAGUGCGUUGCUUGCCCUCCCAGGAAGUUUAAGGACAGCUGGGGCCAUCAUGGCUGCAAGCCCUGCCUGUCCUGCGCCCUCAUCAACCGCAUCCAGAAGUCCAACUGCACGGUGACAGCCAACGCGGUGUGCGGGGAGUGCCUGCCAGGGUUUUACCGUAAGGCACGGCUCAGUGGGCAGCUGGACUGGGAGUGCAUCCCCUGUACCAAGCAGACACCCUCCUCCGAGCCCCAGUGUCGGUCCAGAACAAACCUGGUGAAAGUGGCAGUCCCCACCGUGCCGCCACAGGACACAGCCCUGCUUGCUCUGACCAGCAGUGCCCUGGUCAUCAUCGUGCUGGUGCUUCUGGCCCUCUCCAUCAUUUACUGCAAGCGGUUCUGGAAGAGCCAGUGCCAGCGAGUCUUCCUGCGGACGCAGAACUUCUCAGGCCAGCGCGCAAUGGUCCCCACCUCAGCAGUGCCCGGCAGGUUUCUAUGUGAGGAGCAGAUGUCCGGUCCCUGCUGCCUGGGCAUGAAGAACCUCAGCCCCUGCUACAGGCAGACAGAAGGCCCAGUAGAAGCGGUUCAGUUCAUUUCAGAGGGAGAAGCCAUCGGUCUCCAGCUGCCACCUGCCCAGCCUGAGCUGGAGCUGCCACCGGCCGUGGCGGGCAGCCCUGUGCCCAAGGGCCAGCUGGCCAGGAGCGGCCUGGAGAGCCAGCCGCUAAUGCGGGGCUGUGCUGAGCGCCGGGCCACCGCCAUGGCCACCUCCGACCUCAGGUCGGGCCCAGCAGAAGCCCUGGCCCCGCUCUCCUCCUGUGCCUCUGAGAUGCAGCACAAGUGGCCGCACACCCCGGUGGAGUGCACCGAACUCGACCUGCAGAAAUUCUCCUCCCAGAUGGAGUUUGUGGGCAGUGAGCGGUCAGAGCAGGCGGGGAGCCAGGCAGCCCCCAAGGAGAGCGGCAGCGCGGCACUGGAGGCCGGCAGCGGGCUCAGCAUGGGCCCGGCGAGGGACGUGUCCACUGCCAUGCAGAGCCCUGCCAUGCAGAGCCCUGCUGCCGAGAGCAGGGAGCGGCAGGUGAAUGAUGCCCAGAGCCUUGUGACUCAGAUCAGCAGUACAAUGAAGGGUCUCCCUGUUGCAGAUCUGCCCCAUUCCUUGGUACAGUCACUCGCUUUCUUGUUAGACCCUUCCUUGAACGGCGUGAAGAACUUCAGCCACGUGGCUCUGGAGCUGGGAGUCAUGCCUCAGUUGCUGGGCCGGAUUUCUGGAUUUGAGCAGCUCGUCGCUCACCUCACCUACUCGGGAGACACCGUCACCAUCCCUCGGCUGGCCCAGGCUCUGCAGCGGCUGCAGCGCUUCGACGCCCUGCUUUUGCUGUGCGACCACUUUGCUCUCAGCCAGAUCCAGGGCCGCCAGUGCUAGGAGAAGUCAGGGAAGGGACAGAGGAAACUGCAAGCACUGUGUGUACUGGUACGGGAGAGGAUCUGGUAGCCCUGUGGUCACGUCAUCUCUCUAAUGUGCAUGUGGGAAGUAUAUGGAGAUGGUCUUUGCAUUGUGGAAUAGAAGCAUGCAAGGAGGAGCAUCCUUCCUAGGUGAAGAGCAGAGGAGCUGGGGAGGUGACAGCACUGCAUUCUCACAGCUCUCACUCCUGGGGAGGUUGUGCUCGGCUCCUGCAGUUCUUUUUUCUUCAGCUGUACUUACUCCCAUGUCCAGCAGUAUAGCAAUGUCACAGUUGCUGUGCCUGUUGGUGGGUAGUAAGCCCAGUUCUUUGCAAGCUGUUGGCUUUGGGAUCAGUUCUGUGAGGUCCUUGGUCAUGGCAGAUUGUCUUCCCAGCUCCUUCCUCUGCCUGAGCAACAAGCCAUAGGGGUCUCUGGAGGCCUCAGGGUGUCUUCCACACCAACAGUGCUGAUGUUUGCUGGCUUCUCCUCAGUUGUGUACUGCUCACUGACAGGGCCAACAAUCACUUCUCUCCCAUUCCAGUUUUUCAGAACUUUUUCCUUUGGCCCCUACUUUGUUUUUCUGGAUUCCUGUUCCUACUUUGAGUUGAAUCUCUGUUCUCUGUAUUUUGCUCUCUGUGCACUGGAGAUGCAGAUCCUGGAGGAGGACCUGCAUGACCAUCACUGUGUGGCUGGGAGUCACACAGUCAUUCUCAGUGGCACUGCAGCAUUUGGCGUGUUUAAAUUCAUUUCCUUUACUUGAAGAGGUACGGUUUUCUUAAAGGAGUACAGUUUUCUUAAAGUACCGGAAUACUUUGAUGUGGGUUUGUGUUGGAUGCAGCGCUGUGCUGCUCCCUGCCCAGGGCAGUGUGUUUGCUCCCCAGUCUGCUGGUGACCACCUGUGCUGUGCAGUGCAUCCACCUGCUGCCCGCUCGGUGUGGCUCCAGCAUUGCUGUGCGGUGCAGUGGAGUGCCAGAGGCCGGGACCCUGCACUGCCUUCUGCAGCACCGCAAGGUGCAGCUGGUGCUCGGCUGCUGCCAGGCACGUUGGGCCGGCUGUAGGCCGAAGCUCGUGACCGGGACUGCAGUGUGGGGAGUGCUGGAGUCCCUGUGCAAAUCACAGCAGAGCAGGCUUGUUUUAAGUUGGUGGGGGUUUUUUGGUGGUUUUUUUUUUUCUGAGUUAAUUUUCUCAUUUCUGGAAGUAGCUGUUAGGGAGGGAACACCCUUCCACAUUUAAUUUGCUCCUGAUGGAUUUGUCAGGGCUUGCAGCCAUUUGCCUGUGUGAGACUCCCUUUGAGUUUAGGCGCAGUGCUAUGGGGCAGCUUGCAGGGCUGGUGGCUGCCCCCGUGCUCUGUACUGCCCGCAUCAGGGGCUUCCAGGGAGCCUUCCAACAAGUGGGGUUUGUGUCCCACAGCGGAGUGACUUUCAGCAGGACGCCGUGCCCUGCCUCAGGCAGCAGUGCCCACACAAGUCCGUCGCUCCAGGAUUUUUGUGGAGGGCAAAUCCCAGCACAGCAGGUGGGGAGCGGCCCUGCGGGGGAGGACGGAAUGCAGGGCCCCGUCAGCUGGGGGAGAUGCCCGGCACGCGCCCAGCCCCGCCGUGGCGGGGAUGCCUGUCCCAGCAGGGAUGCCUGCACUGCUGAGGUCACGGCGCGGCAGCUGAGCGGUGCUGGUGGGACCUCACCUCCCUGGCUGUGCUGUCUGAGCCGUCGCUCAGCUUCUCUGAGCUGAGAUCUUUGUGCUGUGCCCGGCUCCAGUAGGUGCUACGACACCAGGCUGGGAGCUGGUUGCCGCAUGGUGGGCAGGAGGUGUCAGCCCAGAGUGCACUGCCAAUUGCACCAGGACAACGUGGUGCUGAGCUGUCUGCUCUGCCCAAGUGUGCAUGCGUGUGUCUUGGUGCCUGCACCUUGUGAGCUCGGAUCUUGAGCAUCUCAGUGCUUUGACCAAACCGUGCUGUGAGUUGUUAAACCCAGGGAUUUGGGCAGCAAGGUGACCUUGAGGUGCUGAUGGGAGGCCUUAUGCUGGUGCUCACUGAGCCAGGACAGCACCCAAUCCUGCUGGAGAUCAGUGGGAAGUGCCUUUAGGUCAAGGUUUCUCCAGUGAUAUACCGGGGAAAAUGAGCCUGUCUUGUUUCUCCCCUCUUUCUACACCAUUUUGUGCCUGCUGAGUCCAUUUCCUUGCCUGACUUUCUCCCCUUGCCCUGAUCUUGCUGCUUGUACCAAUUGGUUCUGGUGGACAACUCGGGCCUUUUCUGUCCUUCCUGGUGCUGCUGUCUCCUCGCAGCUGCUGCUCACAGCCAGAUGGCUGUUGGUCUGAGUGCCUGUGCCCCUGGGCCUGUGGGACAAGCUUGCUGCAUGCCAUGUCCCUGUUGAAGGCUGCAGCUGGCUCUGAGCGCUGCGUCCCCCCCCUCUGGCUGGCUGUGCUGUCCCUGGCCGCUCCAGCGGUGCGGUGGCUGCCAGCAAGUGGCACUGUUCCACUGCCGGGGCAUCCCCAGGCUCUGCUUCUUCUUAUCUGACCACGGUGCUUGGAAAAAGUGCACGACUUUCUGGGAACACAGCCCUCCCUCAGUUCUGCCCAACAACAGUAUUAAUAGAUGUUCUGGUUUGGUUUUUUCCUCCUUUUCUCUUGUUAAAGGCUGUUAAGAUUUGAACGUGCUCAGGAUGUGGUCAGAUAACAGGAGGCAUGGGCAGCUCUACUGGAUGUACCAUUUUGUCUCCCGCUGUUUAUAUCUUCCAGAGCUGUGGUUGUUUCAUUGUUCUUUCUUUGUGAGAACCAGAGAUGUCAGUCAGACCUGGCACCCUUUUUGGCUGAGGCUAACCAGGCUCUGGGGAUGUGCUUGUUCUGUUGCAGAGCCAUCAGGGAAAGCGUUUCUGGUGCAAACACAGUGCAGGGACCCGGGGCUAAACUUUUUUUCUUCAUCCGAGAUUCAUCUACAGCAAGGAUGGAGUAUUGGAUUAAUUGCUUGACAGAAUCAAAUAUUUAGUCUCUGUGGACGCACUUCACAACGAUGAGGUCACCUGUUUGAGCAGGAGCGAUCACGCGGCUGAGAUAUCAGCUGUGGCUCUGGAGGUGAAGCCGGGCUGGUGCCUCACACUGUGCCUCAGGAGCUCCUUUCUCUGCCCGCUGGUGGGGACCAGGCUGUGGCUGCUGCACUGCACCGCUGCCGUGAAUUAGGAACAGAGCAGUUAAUGAGAGCACAGCAGUGCGUGCUGCAGAGCCUCACAGGGACAGUGGCUUCUGUCCCUCAUGCCCUCCUUGGGCAUUUCUGCUGACGUAGGUGGGCUCUGGACAGAAAAAGAUUUGUUCGUUUUUUCCUUCUUCAAAGAAAUCAGCCCCAUUCUCAUGAUAGUUUUUAAGGGGAACUUUGAUAUUUAGCUGUGUGAUGCCUGAGCAGUAUUGCUCACGUUCAGAACCUACCUCUGCCGCGGUGCUGAGGAGGCGGCACGCAGGGCCGGUCGCCGCAUUUUAGCUGUUCUAACUUUAUAGCUGUUCACUGUGCUCGCUGCCCCGGUCCAGCUGGGGCCCACUCAGAGCUGCUGUCACUGUGAGCCGCCGCGGGCGGUGCUCCAUGUCUGCCGCAGUGCUCUGCCAUAGGGCUGCCCAUGGCCGCCAUCAGCCUGCGCUGGCAGCGGGCUCACAUCAGCCGCAGUCACGCAGGCACGUUGUCAGAGCCUGCAGGGCUGCUCCUCACUGCCCGGCUGAAGCCCUCAGAAGAGAGGGACCACAGGAGCCCAAAGAUGGGGCCAUGAGUCUGCAGCUUGGACGUGGGCAGAUGGCAGCCAUUGCUGGGCAGGUGGGCGAGCGUGGAUUUCAUUAGCUGGGAACCCAUAGGCUUGAUACUUGACUUCUGAUUUUUCUCCUUAAUAGUAUUUUCAGCACAACAAUUGGAAUGUAAGGGAAACAAGUUCCCAUAGCGCUGGAUCUUGCGUUUCAACUUCAGGAAGCUGCUGGUGCCAAGCUGGCACGGCUCAAUGAAAGUUGAAAGAAAUAAAAUAAUUCAGCAUCUGUGCAAACUUUAGUUGGAACUGAACAAUGGAAACACUCUUGGGCAGUGGAUUUCUGCAACGAGCAAUUGUUCUGACACCAGGCUUGUCUGGAAGUCUGAUCUACAGGAAGAAUUUACACGAUGGGUUUCAGUCCAGUGCUGUUCAGAAAGUUCCUAAGCACACUUAAAAAAUAGGCAUGUACAUAAAUCCUAUUAAAGUGAACAAGUAAUUAGUGCAUCCUUGGGUGCUAUUCCUGAGCAGGGUGCGUAUGAGAAUUGUACCUUCACUGUGCUGUCCCGUGAGCAGGCAGCGCUGCAGAAAGCUGUUUGAUCAGCAUGGGCACACUUUCAGAAGUCUGCAAGUGCUAAGGAGAGAUGCACCACGGUUUGUUUAGAUGACUUAACAUUGCAGAUUCUGGUGCUUUUCUGAAAAUAAAUAAUGUUCUAUAGCCAUGGUUUACCUCUAGGAAUACUUGUUAAUUUUUAUGGGAGGUGUUAUUUCAGUUGUGAAUGGGUUAUUUAUAUUUUUGUAAAUCCUACGUCAUUAGCAUUAUAAUUCUGAAGCUUAGUUGUUUCCAUUGUUGGCUUUUUGGGGGAUGUUGUCUGUAUUCAAAUGAAACAGCAGCUGAAGCUCUUAAGUUUUUGUUAAAUACGGGGUGUUUGUUCCCCACAUUCCACCCAGACGCAGUGCUGUGUACAUGUAGUUAAAUAAAUCCCAGAGGUGGAGGUGCUCGGUGAGUUUUCAUUGAGCUGUGCAGGGCUGGGUGAGGUGCUGUGUGGGGCUCGUGUGUCCCCAGGCGUGGGGAUGGGAGGGCAGCAAACAGCCCCCAAACGCUGCCCAAAGAGCCGCGCUCUGCAGCUUCGCCGAGGAGCGGUUGUUCUUCCAGCUCCAUAAUUACAGCCCUCAUUAAGUCUGUUCAUGCCCCUGCACUUGGUCUGCUCUUUAAAAUAAUUACUAGAAUGAAGGAUAUGGUUUUCUGUUUUAAUUAAAGCUAUUAUACUUGCCCAAA
Molecule: messenger RNA, 6624 nt
Organism: Lagopus leucura (white-tailed ptarmigan)
Lineage: Eukaryota; Metazoa; Chordata; Aves; Galliformes; Phasianidae
Gene: EDA2R
Product: ectodysplasin A2 receptor
Biological process (GO): tumor necrosis factor-mediated signaling pathway; positive regulation of JNK cascade; positive regulation of canonical NF-kappaB signal transduction
Cellular component (GO): plasma membrane
Molecular function (GO): tumor necrosis factor receptor activity; protein binding
Source: RefSeq, a predicted model, not a curated record